GAGAAGCCGCACCGAGGAGCAACAACCACACCGAGGAACAAGCAGGGACCAAUAGGGUCAGACCAAUGCCGGAAAGGGAGCUAGGUGCAUCUUCGACCCAACAGCAAACGCGACUCAAGCCACAGAGAUUACCUUCAUCCAAUAUGGAUGACAAAAAAGGAAUCCAUAAAAUAGUCAAAAGGAGAAGGGCAUUGAGGCAAGAUGACGCACAGCAAGUGGCAAAACUCGUAUCCCUAUCUUUCCCAGAUAAACGUAGGCAGAGAGAACGGAAAAGGAGAGGUCAUAUACGGAAAAUGGGACGCGUUAAAGAUCGUGAAGACCAAGCGGGACCGAAUGAAAAUUACGUUAAUUGGCUUUCUCGAAGCUCGAAAACCUUUCCAAUACACCCGCCUUUGUCACGAAAAGGAGAAGAACCCAACCAGCAUAGUCGUCUAUGUCUACGGAAUUGUAACUGGCAUUUCGUAAACGACCCUCUAGAAACCAACAAAAUGCGCCCGUCGAUAAAUACCGAGUUGAAGAAGACUCUGCACUGGCAAGGAGCCCAUAAUAGUCAUCUUAAAGUCUAUUCUGAGCCUUUGAAAGGUCAAGAAACCCGCUUUAUGGAACGUGGUCCAAUGGACCCUAUCUCUCGUCAUCAUACUGGGUCCAGAAAUCUUACCCCAGACAUGCCACCAGAGGACGAGCUACCAGCAGAAAAACUUUAUUCAAACUAUCCCGAUUCAGAUGAGGUGUAUACCUGCCAACUCGUCUGCAUUCUGAAAAAUAUAUUCAACUCCAAAUCACGAAUCCAAUGGUCAUUUAUGGAGGUGAUGCGUCCUUCGAACAUGGACGGGUGGCGACUCAUGAACUACAGAGAUCUCAAACGCUGGGAUAUUCGUCGAGCAAGUGGAAACAUGACGUACAACGACGAAUCUCAGGAUAGCGACAUUUGGUCUUCCAACUCUUUGGCGCAAUUUUUGUCUAUAACCUUUCAUUCGUGGGUGGAUGAUUCAUUGGAAUCAUAUUACGUAGACCAAGAACUCAGUACGCGAACGAAAUUAGCCUCCUUAUUCGCCUCUAUCAUGCAGACCGACGUCACGAGGGCUCAUUGGUAUGACAUUCUCAACUCUCCUUCUCGAAAGUCUAAUCUAAUUCCUGGUAGCCUAGAACGACCUCUACCUCCUUCAGUACUGAUUGCUUGUAACCAUCCUGUGUUUUCGGAUAUGGUGGCAACCCCUAAUGAAGAAGUCCUGCCUUGGAAUUGCGAUGAUCCCAUCGUAUUCUUCGCCGCUCAAUACCGGAGUGUGACUCCCUCGCGGUGGGCAAGGGUCAACUUUCCAAAGCUAAGCGAGCCGUGGAAAGUUGACCUUUGCCCACCGUACCUACGAGGAGCGGCACCCUCCUCAUACAAGACCAGAGUUGAGAGACAGCUUAGCCCAAAAUGUGUCGUCAUUGUCACCACAAAGAGGAAGCCACGCCGAAAAGCAACAAGCACACCAAAGAACAAACAGGUACCAAAACGCUCGGACCAAUGCCAGAAAUUGCCUCUUUCCAAGAUCAAGGGUUCGGCUGCAAGGCAGUCACGUUAUAUGCCAGGAGAGUGGAUGAGAGGUGCAUCUUCUAUCCGACUCCAGACGCCAGAAAGAGCACAGAAAACAUCGUCAUAUAGCCUAUAUGAUAACAGAGAGGUCCAUGAAAUAGCCAAAAAGAGACUGAUUUGGAAGCAAGACGACAAGUGGCGAGUGGCAAAUCUCAUAUCCUCAACCCUCCCAGAUAAACCCAAGCAAAGAAAACGAAAAAGGAGAGGUUAUAUACGAAAAUUAGAAUGUGGUGAAGACCAAGCAGCGUCGAAUGAAAAUUACGUUAAUUGGCUUUCUCGAAGCUCGAAAACCUUUCCGCCUUUGUCACGAAAAGGAGAAGAACCCAGCCAGCACAGCCAUGUCUUCAAAACUGUAACUGGCUUUUCGCAAAAGACCCUCUACAAACCAACAGACCGCUCCCCUCGAAGACCACUGAACUGGGGAAGACUUCGGAUUGGCGAGCAUCCUGGAAUAGUCAUGUUGAGCCGUUUAAGGGCCAAGAAACUCGCUUUAUGGAGCGUGGUCCAAUGGAACCUGAGUCUCGUCAUCAUACUGGGUCCAGGAAUCUUACCCCAGGCAUGUCACCAGGGGAGGACCUACCAGGAGAAGAUCUCUGUUCAGGUGAUUCCGAAUCAGAUGGGCGAUGUGAUGCGUCCUUCAAACACGACAUGGUGGCGAUUUAUGAACCACAGAGAUAUCAAACGCUGGGACAGUCGUCGAGCAAGUGGAAACAUGGUGUAUAAUGACGAAUCUCCAGACAGUGACAUCUGGUCCUCCAACUCUUUGGCGCAAUUCCUGUUUACAGUCAGUUAUUCCUGGUGGGGUCAUUCAUUACAAUCACAUUACGUGAAACAAGAGCUCAGUACGCGAAUGAGAUUAGCCUCCUUGUUCGCCUCUAUCAUGAAGACUGAUAUCACGAGGACUCAUUGGUACGGCAUUCUCAACUCUCCUUUUCGAAACACUAAUCUAAUUUCUGGCAGCCUAGAACGACCUCUACCUCCUUCAGUACUGACUGCUUGUAACCAUCCCGUGUUUUCGGAUGUGGUCGCAACCCCUAAUGAAGCAGUCCUGCCUUGGGGUUAUGACGGCCCCAUCGUACUCUUCGCUGCCCAGUACCGGAGUGGUGAUCUUGACGAUGGUGUUACUCAACUCGCCCAUAGUCUUCAGUCAGGCAUAAAUAUCCUAAUUCUCUACUAUCUCGAAACUCGUCAUGACACCGAUCAGUUCCUUCCAAACUGGAUGUAUCUUUACGGUAUAGUCUAUUUUGAAUCGGGCUUUCGAGUAUAUACCCACUACCCCCUAUAUCAGGCCGAACUUAGCACCGGCUCAGGCGUGGGUGGCUGGUCGGCACGCUCGAGUUAUGUAGAUUACGAUCUAACUCACAUUUUCGAACCGUAUACUUAUGAGCGGGAAAUGGCAAUCGCAGCAUUGCUAAGGAUCCAAAGUCACAUGCGAUUUGUCUUGAAUCGUCUCAGGGGAUGGGAUGGAGUAGUGCAGCAAUUUAAUGCGAUAGAAUAG
Acaulospora colombiana is the source of this 3077-nucleotide messenger RNA. The record is from the annotation of a GenBank genome assembly. NCBI's taxonomy places the organism in Eukaryota, Fungi, Glomeromycota, Glomeromycetes, Diversisporales, Acaulosporaceae.